This is a messenger RNA of Dunckerocampus dactyliophorus (ringed pipefish), 6218 nucleotides long. RefSeq names its product kit ligand a (gene kitlga). NCBI's taxonomy places the organism in Eukaryota, Metazoa, Chordata, Actinopteri, Syngnathiformes, Syngnathidae. The transcript is spliced from 10 exons. Gene Ontology annotation, biological process: positive regulation of cell population proliferation; cell adhesion. Gene Ontology annotation, molecular function: stem cell factor receptor binding; cytokine activity. Bases 372 to 1184 code for a protein of 270 amino acids. Gene Ontology annotation, cellular component: plasma membrane. The record is from RefSeq and is a predicted model, not a curated record.
GCUGCGUUUUUCAUGCAUCAUUAUAAAGGUUUCCUCCCUCCCUGGAAGCCUUCUGAAUGGACGCGAUACUCGGCUGGGCUGCACUCAUGUCUCCUGCCUACACACACACACACAUACAUACACACACCGAGCGACCAAACAAACGGCUUACUUACUGACUUAAUAGUCCUGAUUCUUUUUCGUCUUCUUCUCCGUGGGGCUCCUUUUGUCUUUUUGUUAUUUAUUUUUUUUUACCUUUUCUCCUCUUCUCGGAUACUACUGACUCUACGCGUUGGAUAUGUGCACACAAGAUGAUGACAACCCCUUUCCUGCCCGUAGAAGCAAAAUAAAAUAGGCUUUCGCGCACUCCAGAUUGUACCCUGUCGUUCCAUAUGAAGAAGUCAAAAAUUCGGAUACGCAUUUGUGUCCAUUUACUGCUGCUGAUCACGCUCGGGGUACAUUCAAGUAAAUUUGACGUCAACCCAGUGACAGAUGACGUCUCUAGACUCUCUAUCUUGAAACAUAAUAUUCCUAAAGACUACAAAAUUCCUGUACGUUACGUUCCAAAAGAAGAGGCUAGGAUGUGCUGGGUAAAACUCAACGUCUUUUACUUGGAAGAGAGUUUGCAAGAUUUAGCGCACAAGUUUGGCAACAUUUCAUCCAAUAGAAAAGAUAUUAGCAUAUUUAUACAAAUGCUCCAAGAACUACGGCUCAACAUGGGGUCUGUGGAGCCUGUCAUGUACGACUUUGAGUGCCACUACAGGGAAGAGAGGUGGCCCACGGAGCAAUACUUUGAGUUUGUCUCAGACUUCCUUACAAGUGCGCAGCAUCGAGACAAUUCUGAUGACUGCGAGCCUCCUCCCUGUCCCACGACGGCAUACACACAAACAGAAGAAUAUUUAAAAGAAUUGCCGCCAUCCAGCAGGGAAAGCUCAGAAUGUGAUUUGUCAACAGGCUGCGAAACACAUAAACAAGCACGGCUGCUUCCUGAGGUGGUGGAGCGAAGUCUUCUUUCGUUACUCUUCAUUCCCUUCCUAGCCCUCUUAUUCCUGCUCGUAUGGAAGCUCAGAUCACGACGGAACAAGCAGGAUCUUCCACAGAAUUCUGGAGAAAGUGGACUCUUCACGGGAACGGAAGGGACUGCGGCCCCACUAGAUGCUGAAAUAACAGAAAAAAACAAGCUGAACGUGAUUGAAACAGUGUAAUGAAUCCCUCCGUGUUGUUCAGAUGGUAUCUCAACUGGAACUCCAUAGAGAAAUCUUCUGAGGUGAAAGGCCCGCUUUGGAUUCCUCUCCAGAUUGACGGUGGCUCAGCUAUGACUGCCACGAGCAAAAUGUGUCUGGUUAAACCACACAAUUCUACUGUAUGGAUAAGCUUGCCUUUGCUUUAAGACUGCGUUAACCCUGUGCUUUUAACAAAACGACUGAAAGCCCAAAACGUAUUUGGAAGCCCAUGUACCACCUCCACCCCCCGACCCCCCCACCCCAACCCCACCGCCCUCCUUGGAGAUUGAUGACUGUCCGCAGAGAAGCCGAUGCUGGAUGAUGAUGCGAUGAAGUGCUACCUCCGCUCAUCCUCAUCUUCGCCUCCUUCUCAACACGUCUGCUAUGUUCUCGGAUUCCAACGAGCAUCACAAUCAUCUCCAUAGCUCAACUCGUCUCAUUGAAGCGUGUGUAAGAUCUAUUUAUUUAUUGAUGGUGGCACUGAGCUGCUACACUUCUACACUUUUUUGAGGUGGAGCACCUUUAGCUACGUCCUUCCUUCGUCAUAUAAACUGAAAAAAAAACACAUUCCAGAACAAGUUACAGUUCCUUGUUCUCCCAUUUGGUCUGGAUGCUUGUCCUCCAGCAGAACCACGGACUCGUGGCGAACAACUUGACUUUGUAACAACGGUACCGGAAUUGUAACAUGGAUCAAGGUUCUAGACAGGAUGGGAAAGAUGCCAAUCAUAUGUGGACACCACAAAUUGCAACUAUUUCAUAUUCUGUACAGUGGAACCUCUAAGGUCAAACACUAACUAUUUGGAUAAUGGGAAAUAGAAACAUUAUUAAGCGUAAAGUCGCUGUUUUAAGUCACAUUUUCACAUUCUUAAAGAAGUGAAUCAGUAUUAAUAGUAAAAAUUUAAAUUUUCUAACAAAUGAGGAGGUGUGUGGUGACGCUGGAGUUUUACUGCUUCGAACUUGAGUCUGCUUACUACAUCUAACUUCUUGUUGCAUAUUUUAAAAAAAUGCAAGUGCAAAGCAAAAAAAAAAAAAAAAAAGCCUCACGGGAGGCAGUUUGAACUCCAAAGUUUUUUUUUGCAAAUGUUUUGAUUCAAUUACAAAUUGUUGGCUGAUCUGCUUUAGAGGUUCCACUGUGUUUGCUGGAACAUGAGGUCGUGACAUGACGGAUGUCACAGAGCAGGGUUGGGAUCGUUUCCUCAGUCCAUCAGAGUCCAGUAUACUGCAGCACGUAGAAAGACAAGACCACACAAGAAAACUGAAACUUCACUGAAAGGUGCUGUAUGUCUUUGUAUUAAAAGUACAGUCGUCCCUCGCUACGUCACGGUUCGAACAUCACUCCCUACCUAUAUCGCGGUUUUCAAAGAAUGAAUUCAUGAUUGCUCAUUUAUGGUUGACUAUGGCCUCUUAUUAAUAAAAAUAUGGAAAGACAAGUUAUACGUAGUAUUCUGGUCACUUGGCAUCAGUAAUGUUACAUUGAUGAGACAUUACCUUAGAUUACAUUACCUUCACAGUGCAUGCAGUCAGCAAUGGCAUGUCUGACAUGAUAGAGUGAAAAAAAAGUUCUUCUCCCAUUCCGUGUGGAAGUGGUACAUUUUUGGCUUCUUGCUUUGUCCUUCUUCCCCACACCGUGGGGAGUGGGGAAAAAUGUUUAACUAGUUAGCUCGGUAGCUUGCUAUAUGCUAUGAGCGGCAGCUGCCUCUUAUGUCCCUGCAGUGAUCCUGUGGCCUGCACAUUAGUGUUGUGCAAUGUGGUGUAAACAAAGAAUAAUAGGAGUGUAAAGGUGUUAUUAAGAGGGCUUUUCUAUGCUCUAACUAUGAAAAUAUUCAGUUUAUUAAUAUUGAAUCCUACUUUAUCACUUUAUUGUGGUCGGGUUUGGAACCAAUUCACCGCGAUAAACGAGGGACGACAUUACAUUUGUACAUUGUACAUGCAUCAGUAACUUUUUUUGCAACCACAAAAAUAUAACAACACCACCAGCGGCUAGAAUAUGUUAGGGUCGUGUAAAACAACAGAUUGAACAAAUGAGUUAAACUGCAUGAAAAAUGGGUGUAUAUUGUCUUUCGGCCCGUCACUAAAUCGCUGUCAAUAGCUGACAUUGUAAUGUCGGGCAUCGCUUACAUUCUCAAAACAUGCAGAGGGCAGGAUAUAAUGCUUGCUGUACGUUCAAACGCGAGCGCCCUCUUGGUAGGGUGACCAGAUUUAAUUUACAGAAAAUCAGGACACUCAACCCGGCAGUGAGAUACUCAAAUGAUACUCGAAGUUUACUCAAAGAUGCCUUAAAAUAUCUAUACAUAUAAAGUAGGCCUCCUCUGUAUGGCUAGAAAAGUGUUAUAUAUAAAAUAAAAUACUAUCUACAGCCUAAGACACACAUUCAGAUUCUCAGAGUUACUCAACAUGUUUUAUUAUGCCUAAAAUAAUACAUUUUCCAAUGGUGUGCAAAUAACAUUAACGUCUCUGGAAUUAACUAAUGAUAGAAGUAAUGUCGCUUGUGUAUUAGAGAAACCACCUUGUAAGAAAAUAGUAGCUCAAGUCUCACUGGACAAAUAACUAAAAAAUAUGAAAUCAGCUAUAUUAGCAAACCCCAAUACUGGCCAAUUCAAUGGACCAAUGGAAACACAAUGAAAACCAGUACAUUUUAAUCACUUUCUAAAAAAAACAAAAACCAGGAAGGCCAGGAUAGGACAUGUCCUGGGAAAACACAACGUGGCCUGAGAAAACAGGACAUUUGGUCACCCUACCUAAUCAAGGCUGACAGCACCUUUAACGACCCAACAAGACCAACAAAAAUGUCAAAAAUGUAGACAACCUGACUAAGCCAGUUAGUACAGUUUAAUAUGAAAAAUGCACAAGAAAUGCAAUUUUCGAAUUAUCGUCCAAAAAGCCGCCCGUACACAAAUAGGUUGCACAACUGUGCAUCCUCAAAACAGUUUAAGACCAAAACGGUCUGAUUCACGUCAAAGUCGAUCUCCAGCUCAACAACAAAGCCAGCUAACGUCAGUUAGUGUCUUUUCAGCAGAUGCUAACCCAAUAAGCGGCCACUCUAGGAGGCAUGUCGCCUUCAGGGAACAGCAGUCAUGUUGACUUUGUUCUAUGCGUGCAAACCACAGUCACUGGAGGACCUCAUGUGCUGCGACACUUAGAAGACUCUGUCCACUUUAGACUGGUGUGAAAACCAUUACCAUUACCAUUACCAUUACCAGGUUUAUGAGGUUUGUCAGGUGAAGAUUUCAAACAAGUGUGCUUCCUCGAGAGAGAUUUGGAUUUGAUCCUUGGAUGCACUUUGUUGGAUGGCCUUGUCUUCACUUUGAUAUUAGACAUUUUUUAAUGGAGGGGUGUCCAAAGUGCGGCCUGUCGCUGUUUUUUUAAAAUUUUUUAAUUGGCCUGCAGCACAUUCUAAAAAUAUAUUUUUAAACUUUAAAAACCCCAGCAAAAUAAAAAAAAAAAAUCAGCUGUAAUUUUAUAAGAAUAAAGUCCAAAUAUUAGGAGAAAAAUGUUGUAAUCUAACAAGAAAAAGUCGUAAUUUUACAAGAAUAACGUCGCCAUGUUAUGAAGAAAGAUACCGUCAUGAAUUUAAAAUAUUAAAGAAAAAAAGGAUGUUAUUAUUUAAAAGUCCUAAUAUUAUGAGAAACAAACAAAACAAAAUAAAGUUGUAAUUUUUAGUUAUGGGAAUAAAUACAUAAUUACCAGAAGAAUUGAAAAAGGUGGACAGUUUUAAAAAACACCUACAGUUUAUCACCCAAAGCUGAGAUGCAGUUUUUUCUUGAAAUAUAUAUAUCAGUUAUCGACUUGUGUUGGUUUACGAAAUAUCAAAGUGACCCUUGCAUCCUUUCAUUUUUCAAUAUGUGGCCCUCAGUGGAAAAAGUUUGGACACCCCUGGUCUGAUGUCUGAUGGCAACAGCACAGCCAUCAUCAGACUCCAGUUAAUAAGCCCCUGACUGAAUUGCUGAAUAAGUCAAUGUAUGUGGUUUAAGUACUCUUAAUAAAAGAUGGGCAAUAUUCUCCUUUAAUGACAAAAAGGAGGUCAAUUUUAGUUUUGUGCCUUGUUGGAUUGGACACAGUGGACCGUUCCAUGCUGAUUUGAACGUUGCACACUGCAGUAACGCUACCAUUUGUUUAAGGAACUCAGAACGUGAAUCACAGACAUCAGAACUUGUCGAUUCUCUUACAUUCCGUGCAGGGAUGGGCUGUUGAUCCAACUUCAAUGAUAUUAUAGAGGAAUUGAUUGUUUUUACAACAUCAUGGGAGAGUCUCUGAGUCUUCUGAACUCCUGUUUCCAAGUCAGUGACGCGUGAGCAGAAAAAAACUGCCCUAGUGAAUGCAGCUGUUUCUUUUUAGGCCGUAACCAAGUUGAAACCGGAUCGUUGUGGUGAGUUGUGUUCUCAGUGGCUUCAAGACACAAAUAAUCAGCAAUCAGUCGGACACAAUCGAUCACGAUGUCUAUCCCUCAUUGUGAAGGUUUUUUUGUACAUUUGGAACAUUUACCAAGCAUCAGUGCUCCGUUGUGCAUUGUAAGAUCACCUCAUUAGUUCAUUAACAAGAGUCUGUCACCUGUUCCAUAAUUUCUAUGUCGUCCAUUCCAAAAUGUCCCAACACAACAUGCUCGGACUGGUAAAUUCCUCUUUAGCGUUGUCCAGUUUUCCCACAGAAACGCAAGACUGUCUUGCCCCAAAGUUGAUUAUGAUUAGCUGCAACAAGCUGUGAAUGAAUGAAUGAACAUACAGCCGAGUGAGAGACCCACAACCCCGAAAUAAUGUUCUCCUGCACUGGCGUUUGUCCAGCCACAUCCUGAACACGACUUUAUGGCAGGGACGAUGCUGCCCGCUUCACUGUGGGACACUCGAAUGGCUCUGGACUGCAAGUAUGUCUGGUGGCCCGAAAGGCAGAUAUUGAUAUUAUUAAUAUUAUUAUGAAUGCCCAGUUGGUACUCUGGGUGAGAACUCUACUGUAUUCUGUAUUUUUGUAUAAAUGUAAACAAACAUACAUACCAUAUGAAUAAAGUACAUUUAUCCCACUGUU